AUUACAAAUUCCAUGACAAACAACCCGUCAGUUGGGUUUUGGAAAAAAACCUGGGCAAAUAUUAAGAAAAUCUCUCUAAAAAAAUCUUAUGGUAAUUCCGAAGUAAAGGUCCGUCAAACGAAAUCCCAACAAAAGAGUAUGUCAGUAUGGAAUUUUUGCAAACAACACAUAAAAAGAAAGUUUGAACUGUGUUUAUGCUGUGUCAAAUCUACUCCUGACGAAUUAGAUGAAGAGGAAGUCUAUGAACCUCUUCAACAUUUUGUAAAUCCACAAAUUUGUAAAGAGUUAAAUACACAUGGAGUACUGCUUUCUGACGUUUUGAAAAACGCAAUACUUCAAUUAACGUUGAAUAAUUUUUAUAAUGGUUAUCUUUUUUUCUCAAACGAAAUCCGUCAUAAAGAAAAAAUUUACAAUUUAGUUGUCAACGUUUUUUUAUGGAAAAUAAAGCUAAAUUAUGUGCCAACAAUCGGAUACACAAAUAAAAUUGUGAAAACGCCACAAAACAAUGACUCUGGUGAUAAAAAACAUGGUAAAGUGUUGAAAAAGAAAACUCUCCUUACUUUUCCAACGAUAAGUCAUGCGUCGCAAGUGGGCUGUGGUCUAAAAAAUCAAGGCGCCACUUGCUACAUGAACGCUUACAUCCAAGUGUUGUUUCACACACCGGAAUUCCGGAACGUUNCAGGACUUAGUGUAUGUAAUAUUUUUAGUGGGCUGUGGUCUAAAAAAUCAAGGCGCCACUUGCUACAUGAACGCUUACAUCCAGUGUUGUUUCACACACCGGAAUUCCGGAACGUUAUUUUGAACAUGGCUCAUGAUCGUUGUACCGGUGACGACAUAAGCUACAACGUUGGACAACAGCUCCGGAAUCUUUUUCUUAGAUUACUUGAAAGAAAAACAUCAGCAGUAGAAACAAAAGAGCUAACUAAUAGUUUUGGUUGGACGCAAAAGAACUUCAAAAUUCAACAAGACGCUCAAGAUUUUGGCCGGUUCAAUUCACAAAUUACAAUUUUUGGUUAUGUUGUGCUUCUGGACUAA
This is a messenger RNA of Daktulosphaira vitifoliae (grape phylloxera), 1035 nucleotides long. RefSeq lists its product as uncharacterized. Bases 13 to 1035 code for a protein of 340 amino acids. Lineage: Eukaryota; Metazoa; Arthropoda; Insecta; Hemiptera; Phylloxeridae. Gene Ontology annotation, cellular component: cytosol; nucleus. Gene Ontology annotation, biological process: protein deubiquitination. The transcript is spliced from 4 exons. The record is from RefSeq and is a predicted model, not a curated record. Gene Ontology annotation, molecular function: cysteine-type endopeptidase activity; cysteine-type deubiquitinase activity.